This is a messenger RNA of Eremomyces bilateralis CBS 781.70, 1987 nucleotides long. RefSeq lists its product as uncharacterized. NCBI's taxonomy places the organism in Eukaryota, Fungi, Ascomycota, Dothideomycetes, Eremomycetales, Eremomycetaceae. The transcript is spliced from 2 exons. The record is from RefSeq and is a predicted model, not a curated record. Bases 77 to 1930 code for a protein of 617 amino acids.
GCGGCGGGUUGUGGAUACAGCUGCUGGUCUCGGGCUCACUGAUACAUACCAAAGUAUCAAUGAGAAUGUUUCGGAUAUGGCCCUCAAGGCGAAGAACCGCCUCCCACAGCUGGCCAAAAAGCCAAAGACAGUUCUUGUUUAUGAUAACUUCAACUUCAAAGAUACUGUGCGCGAACAGACAAUUGGUUCAACUCAUAUCAUGCGGAAUCUGACAACAUGCCUGUUGGUUGAGAACCCAUAUUUGCCUGAUGAAGGUUUAUCCCAAUCAAGUUUCGAUCCCACCCAACUUCUCUCCUUCAAAGAUAUCUGUAAAGCCGAUGGUUUAAAGCAUGAUAAAAAACAGCAGAGUAUGGACAUUCACUUAGUCUACGAGGCCCUGCAACACGUUCAUUCUACAAGCAUUGACCUGGUUUUCCAAUCACAGCCGUCUACUGUCCCUGCUUACCCAGAGAUCAACCGUCUAUAUGCAGGUGGGAAUGCAACAAACAUUCAUCAUCUUCGAGCUGCCCCUUUUGAUGAAGGAACAAUCCAAGGAACUUACGGAGUUCAUGAAGAUAUUUGGAUCCGACAGUUGGGUUUCCAAUCCCAGCCACCAAGCGAAGACUUCACAAACCGUCUCUGGUUGGUAUUUGGAGAUCAGAAAACAGCCCAACAUAUCCGUACUCUGAAGGAGGCACAGAAGAAUGCAAUUCUACCUUUUGACAGACGGAGAUGGAUGUUAGGUCCAUCUGGACUAUUCCAUGUCCUUAUGAAUCUAAUACUAACGAUCGUCCGUAUCCAUUUUGAUACGGAGCCUACACUACCGUCGGAUACAAAGCCUUCACUACCAACGGAUGCGAAGCCUUCGGUGCCAUCAGAUGCAACGCUUCUAUCGGAUAUCAUCUACUGGGAUCGAAAAGGAUAUACUCGAGAAUCCCCAAAGUUCUACAUGUUUGACCCUCUGCUCAGGCAAUCAUUUUAUGCUCGUGUCUUAAUGCUAUGGUACCAUGUUCUUACGAGACGAGGACAUAUCCAAAAGGCAUUCCUUGAAGAUACCAGUCCAAGUUCAAAACUGGAUCUAAUUAUCCAGAACCUAGAGCUAGAAGAACUUAUCUCUACAAUGAAAGAGGUCUGUACACUGGCAUUCUCUCCAGAGGCAUGGGACACGACACAAUACGGACUUGAAUUUCGAAGUCUCUGCCGGCUUGUCCAGUUGAUCAGCAUCUUCCUUUCUUUGCGUAAAGCAGUCAAGAAUAGCGACAUCGGCUGGAUUGACCGUUUAAUCGAUCCACUUGCAGUUAUCUUCCACGCAACUGGACAGCACAAGUAUGGUGAUGAAAUGCUCCAUCUUCGUUGGAUAUUAUCUGAAUGCGUUUCAGAGAAGAUUCUCCGCGACGCAAUACUAUCAUCUAGUCUUGUGAAUUUGCAUGGCAAACCAGGCCAGUUUAAGGCUAUUGAUCUAGCCCUUGAACACGUUAAUUGCGCAUACAAGAUUGAUAUGAAGUUAUUAAAGAAUUCAACACAUAAUGCAGACAAAACCUUUGGUAGAGUCGCAUUAUUAAGUAAUGUCUUCUCUAAGAUUCGUGGGGCAUGGGAGAACUCAUUUGGUUUUACCCAAAGCGAUCGACAUACAACCAAAGCUGAUCAACGGGAUAUCUUUAGUCGCGCCCUUCAACUAUAUCUACGCAGUCCUUUGCUCACUAUCCAACCUCGCGAAGCUGUUGGUUGGGACGCACCUGAUAUCUUCCGGAUUGGUGCUGAGGUCUUGGAACAAAAGGUCAAUUCCUUCAACAAUCGGAUACCAGUCCGCUCUAGUGUCAUCCCCCAGACUGAUCCUGAGGACCUUAAUGAAGAGACGGAUUUGAAUCCUCAUAACUCUGAGAUCUCACCAGUAAUUACCUACUCUGAGGCUUGUGAGGAUGGGCUUGUUAAAGAUCAUGACAUUCUUUGACUGCGUUAUCGCUCACUUCAUCUAUACCCCUCGAAGCCCUCCAUAUCGAAAUUGCAG